Emiliania huxleyi CCMP1516 is the source of this 426-nucleotide messenger RNA. RefSeq lists its product as hypothetical. The coding region runs from base 1 to 426 and encodes 141 amino acids. The record is from RefSeq and is a predicted model, not a curated record. The transcript is spliced from 5 exons. NCBI's taxonomy places the organism in Eukaryota, Haptophyta, Isochrysidales, Noelaerhabdaceae.
AUGAACUUCGGCUUUCUUGCCCGCAACCCGAUCCCGAUCAUCCGGCCCGCUGGGGUUUGCGAUGAGGAGCGAUCCGAACGUGGUAUUCGGGUGAUCAGAUCACUACCGCCGAAGCGCAAGCGCUUGGAGCAAGGGAACUGCCACCGAGGCCGCUGCGGGGCACCCGGCGGCACGGUUCGCUCAUCAUUUUUGGUACUUGUUUCAGACUUUUUCCAGGUCAUCGCGCGGGACCCCAAGGCAAAGUGCGCCAACGGCUCUGGCUGCAAAUACAUCCACGACGGCACCGGCGCCACGCCAACGCCAACGCCCGCCGACCCUCUCGCGGAUCGCAUCGCCGCCGCUAAGGCGGCGAUCGCGCCGGGCACGCCGCCGUCGCUCGGCAAGCGCGCCAAGCCGCCGACCCCCAACUCAAGCGACGACCUCUAA